UCAUUCAUUAUGGAUGCGUUUUCCUCCCUGUAAAAACAUAUAAAAGAUUGUUGCACGAUUUUACGUGCAGUAUUAGCACAACCUAGGAACAAGAAACUUGAAACGAUGAAGACUAUUGUAGUUCUGGCAACAUUGGUGGCAGCAGCGAUGGCCAUUCCUGCUGACACCUACAACCCCGACUACGACCACUUCAAUGCUCAGGAGAUAGCAGAUAAUCCACGUCUGCUGCGCAACUUCGGCAAAUGCAUCAUCGAUGAUGGACCUUGUACCCGAGAAGGAACCGAUAUGAAAAAAGUGAUUCCCGAAGCGCUUGAAACCAAUUGUGUAAAAUGCACGCCCAAACAACGUGAACUGGUGCGCAUAAUUGUACGCGCUUUCCAGAAAGAAUUGCCCGAGCUAUGGUCAGAGAUUACGAAGAAGCACGACCCCAAUGGCCAGUACAAGGAAUCCUUGAAUGAGUUCCUCAAUGCCGACGACUAAUUCUUACCAAAGACCAUCAUAACACUUUCAAUGAGACCUUUCAAACACUGUGUGUAAGUUUUCAAGUUUGAUACCAAGAAACAACUCUAAAGUUACGGAAACAACGCACAAGUUGCGUAAGUUUACUUGAAAAGGACUUUGAAUAAAAUUACAUACUCUUCGUUAAUAAAACUUGCUGCAACUUUA
Messenger RNA from Maniola jurtina (meadow brown), 666 nucleotides. Its product is annotated as allergen Tha p 1-like. The transcript has 3 exons. The record is from RefSeq and is a predicted model, not a curated record. The coding region runs from base 106 to 480 and encodes 124 amino acids. NCBI's taxonomy places the organism in Eukaryota, Metazoa, Arthropoda, Insecta, Lepidoptera, Nymphalidae.